Molecule: messenger RNA, 327 nt
Organism: Mesorhabditis belari
Lineage: Eukaryota; Metazoa; Nematoda; Chromadorea; Rhabditida; Rhabditidae
Source: the annotation of a GenBank genome assembly
AUGUUCCGCAUUCGUCCACCAGUGGGCGCGCUCAACCCGUCAGAAACGGUCAGCGUGAUGUUAACGUUCAACCCAGGAAAGUCGACGCCUAACAACGAAAAGCAUCACUUCUCCAUCCACUACAUCAAAUCGACCGACGAGAAGGAAGCACCCCGGAUUGCAUGGGUCGAGUAUAAGGGAGAUCCUGAAGGGACAAAGCGACUCUAUGUCGAUUUUGCGGAAGAAGGCGGAAAGGGUGAUGGUGAGAAAAAGGAAGAGAACAAGGGAGAAACAAUGACCGAUGGAGCAAAUGCCGAAAAGAAAGAUGAGAAAAAGAGUAAUCCUCAU